Molecule: messenger RNA, 306 nt
Organism: Colletotrichum abscissum
Lineage: Eukaryota; Fungi; Ascomycota; Sordariomycetes; Glomerellales; Glomerellaceae
Exons: 1
Coding region: 1-306 (101 amino acids)
Source: RefSeq, a predicted model, not a curated record
AUGCCAUGUCACUCACCCUCGCCUCCCCUUGCGAGGCGGCUCCUCUCGUAUUUGUCCGCGACUCCACUGCGAACCACAGGAGGCAGGGCUCAUGAUGUCAAUCAGGCUCCGCAGGUAUCCCUGGCCGGCAUUACGAGAAGAUCUUCGCCCCGGCAGUGCACAUACUCAACUUUGGGCACUGGUUGGACUGGCGCAACCAACGCGACCUCGCUUUCUGCACCCCGUGAUUACGAGAUGAUCAUCGAAACGGGGUCCCCUGGACUCCUAGAGCUUUCUGGUGGCACCGCAGCAACCAGCAUUCUGUGA